AACAGAGAUUGCGAUUGAGCUGCAUUUCUCUUUCUUUUUCCAUUCUCUUUCUUUCAGUAGAAGUAUGUAACAGCCAACUGAGAGGAAGAAAAAAGAGCAUCUCUGCAGCUUUCAAUCUGGUGCGCAUUUAAUUUGGAAAAUGGAUCAUAAAGAAAAGUUAUGUGCAGAUGCCUGGGCAAAUCCUUCCUCUGGGAAUGAUUUAACAAAUGAGAUUUCCGCAGAUUGUCCUACUUUUGCCAAUUUCAAACCACAGCUCCAUCAACAGAAGUGGGAAGAUCCCUCUAUUUUAGAUUAUGGUGGCAUCGGGAUUGAACCAUCCUUCCAGGAAUUCAACCAGCCUUCUGAAACUCAAACAUCCCUUCCUUGCAACUCCAAUAAUGAUACAAAAAUGGCAGAUCGAGAAGAUGGUCGGAUGUGUGAGACACCCCAGGCCAAUAAAAGUCAAGAUUGGGAUCCAAGAACAAUGUUGAACAAUCUCACUUUCUUGGAACAAAAGAUCCACCAGCUCCAGGAUUUAGUGCAUUUGAUUGUCGGCCGGAGAGGUCAAGUUCUAGGACGACCAGAUGAACUUGUGGCUCAGCAACAGCAGCUCAUAACCGCUGAUCUGACUUCAAUUAUUGCUCAGUUGAUCUCUACUGCAGGUAGUCUUCUACCAUCCGUGAAGCAUACACUUUCCACCACGACACCUUCUAUUGGACAGUUUGGGCAGCUUGGUGGGUCAUUUGUUCCUUCUGGAGUAGGAAAUGAUGCUUCUGUGAAGCUGCAAAAUAGUAAUGGAAGCAAAUUAGCUGAUCAAUCCAACCACACUGAUCUAAUCAGUAAUUAUGGGACUGAGCAAAACUACAGCAUUGAAGAACAUGAAUCAAAAGACGAAGAAGAUGCUGAUGAAGGUGAGAACCUUCCACCUGGCAGCUAUGAAAUUUUACAGUUAGAGAAAGAAGAAAUCCUUGCACCUCACACUCACUUCUGUGCAAUAUGCGGAAAGGGAUUCAAGAGGGAUGCAAAUUUAAGGAUGCACAUGAGAGGUCAUGGAGAUGAGUACAAAACCCCAGCAGCACUUGCGAAGCCCAACAAAGAAUCUAGCUCUGAACCAACCCUUAUCAAAAGGUAUUCCUGCCCUUAUGCUGGCUGCAAGCGGAACAAGGAUCACAAAAAGUUUCAGCCAUUGAAGACUAUUUUAUGUGUCAAAAAUCACUACAAGAGAACUCACUGUGACAAAAGUUACACUUGCAGCAGAUGCAACACCAAGAAGUUCUCUGUUAUCGCAGAUCUUAAAACUCAUGAGAAGCAUUGUGGUAAGGACAAGUGGCUUUGUUCUUGUGGCACUACCUUCUCAAGGAAAGACAAGCUUUUUGGGCAUAUUGCCCUUUUUCAAGGCCACACUCCUGCCAUACCCCUUGAUGAAACGAAAGGAACUCAAGGGCCAGCUGACCAUGGGGAAGGCAGUGAAGCAUCAAACAGAGUUGGAAAUAUAAACUUCAGUUUUAGCUCCACUGCUCCUGGUGGGGUUGGUGUGGUUCAAAGUCUCAUGGAUGUGAAAGAAAGUAUCAACGAUCCUACUAGUUAUUUCUCACCAUUGAAUUUCGAAACAUGUAAUUUUGAUGGGUUUCAUGAGUUCCCUCGACCCCCAUUUGAGGAUUCAGAGAGUUCAUUCUCUUUUCUCAUGCCGGGGUCUUGUAAUUACACUCACAAAACUGGAGGCGAGCCAAAUUCGAAUAAUCUGGACUGAUAUUUAUGACGGCUCGCCACCGGGGUAUGGUUUUCUGUAACAAUUGUAAGAUUAGGUGAUCCCAUGUAUUAUGUGAUUUCUCGAGCUUAAAUAAAAUCAUUUUCUUCACUACUUUGAAACU
Messenger RNA from Prunus avium (sweet cherry), 1850 nucleotides. It is a transcript of the gene STOP1, whose product is annotated as C2H2 and C2HC zinc fingers superfamily protein. Gene Ontology annotation, biological process: response to acidic pH; response to aluminum ion. The record is from RefSeq and is a predicted model, not a curated record. Lineage: Eukaryota; Viridiplantae; Streptophyta; Magnoliopsida; Rosales; Rosaceae.